This is a messenger RNA of Daldinia childiae, 510 nucleotides long. RefSeq lists its product as uncharacterized. The record is from RefSeq and is a predicted model, not a curated record. Bases 1 to 510 code for a protein of 169 amino acids. The transcript has 2 exons. Lineage: Eukaryota; Fungi; Ascomycota; Sordariomycetes; Xylariales; Hypoxylaceae.
AUGGAGAACAUUCCUUAUUCAGAUUCUGAUAUGACUUUCACGGGCUUUGAAGGCGCCAUAAGCACCCGUGUUAUGACCCAUCCGCAUCGUUCCUUUGCUUUCGAAGUGACCUUUGAUCUAGCUCAUCCGCGCCUCAUCGCUUUAGGAUCGCAGAAGCCUCCUCUUCAUUUCCAUCCGUACCAGGAAGAGUACGUGCAGGUAUUGGAGGGACGCUUGGCCGUAGAGGUAAACGGACGUGAAGUCGUAUUAAGUCCAAGUGAUGGGGAAUUUCGUCUACGACCAUGGGUUGACCAUCGAUUAUAUCCGCCUCCAUUGUCCCCCAAAGAUGCACAGGAAGACGCUGCGUCGACGCUAGAUAGCACGACGAAGUUUCUACUUUCAGGCCAACAGACAUUAAAGGCCUUUAAACUUGACAACGUCUUCUUCCAGAGUUGGUAUGCGUAUCAGGACGAGAUUGUGGUUGGUGGCAAGAGGCCUGACCCGAUUCAAGUCAUAUCAGUGAGCUAUUAG